Molecule: messenger RNA, 1336 nt
Organism: Arachis stenosperma
Lineage: Eukaryota; Viridiplantae; Streptophyta; Magnoliopsida; Fabales; Fabaceae
Product: transcription factor bHLH25-like
Exons: 5
Coding region: 40-1107 (355 amino acids)
Molecular function (GO): protein dimerization activity
Source: RefSeq, a predicted model, not a curated record
UGUUGUAUGCAAUAUUUCUCCAUUUGUAGCUAGGAUCUUAUGGAGAAAUCGAACACACAAAUGGACACAUCAGCUGCCAGCUGGUUAUCUGAAUUGCAGGAAAUUGAUGAAGACUACAAUUUCUUCCCGGACGUUGAUUUUGAUCUAGUCGAUGAGGAAGAUUUUCUUUCACAUGAGUUAAUAGCAAGUGAGGAUCUUCAAGGGAAGUCUGCACUACAGGACCAAUCUUUAUUUGUGGAAUGCAAAUCCAAAGAGCUAAGCAAUUCUUGCACCGAUGAAAUUACCAGUUUUGAAGAGAUGCUAGGAAGCAUCAACGAUGAAACCUUUUCACCGAAACUUUCUUCAUCAUCUUCAAUUUUAUCCUUAAGGUCUCAGAUUCUGUCCUUUGAUAACUCAGACUCGUUAUCAUCGUCUCCACCCAAUAAUACGACAGAAUUUUAUGAGUUGAAAAACACCUUAAACCAAAGACAAGACUCAGUUGAAACUCCAAAUAAUAAUAAUAAAAAGAGUGAUUCCUUGAAUACACAAAAUGUGGAAGCAAAGAGUACCUCAACACUUGGUAAGAGGUCACCAUCUCAUGCUCACGAUCAUAUCAUAGCUGAGAGAAAGAGAAGAGAGAAGAUCAGUCAGAGUUUCAUUGCUCUUGCAGCCCUUGUUCCUGGCCUCAAGAAGAUGGACAAGGCUUCUGUGUUGGGGGACUCUAUCAGGUAUGUGAAAGAGCUGAAAGAGCGUUUGGCAGUGCUCGAAGAAGAAUCCAAGAAAACAAAGGCGAAAAAAGCAGAACAACUCCAUGGUCAUGGUGCUGCUGUGUUCUCCUCAUUAUGCGAAGAAGAGACCAUUGAUGGUAGUCUUCCACAGGUUGAAGCAAGAGAGUGGGGGCAACAAGUGUUGCUUCGAAUCCACUGCUGGAAGGAAGAGGGCAUUUUGGUCAGAAUAUUGUCUGAGAUUCAAAGCCUUCAAUUGAUGCUUCUUAAUAGCAGUGUCUUAUCAUUUGGAGAUUCCAUUCUUGACAUAACCAUCAUUGUUCAGGCGGGCGAAGGUUACAACUUGACCCUUAAAGAACUUGUCAAGAACCUACGCACGGCUACUUUGAAACUCAUGUCAUAGUCACAAUGCGAGUGACAUGUGCCCUACCUUGCAAGAAAAACUCACUGAUGAAAUGGGUUCUUUAGUUAAAUAAUUCUUCUAAGUGUGUAAUUAGACUAGACAUUGGUUUUGAAACCAACAUAUGAUUUUGUAAAUAUGGUUUUCCUUGAGUGUUUUUGGGAUAAUAUAUGAUUUAAUUAUUUGAAAACUUAUAACAUAAAAGCAAAUUCGACAAAAUAAAUAUGUUACU